Molecule: messenger RNA, 1298 nt
Organism: Ananas comosus (pineapple)
Lineage: Eukaryota; Viridiplantae; Streptophyta; Magnoliopsida; Poales; Bromeliaceae
Exons: 3
Coding region: 1-837 (278 amino acids)
Source: RefSeq, a predicted model, not a curated record
AUGAUCCGGCGAAGCCCUAACCCCUCGAGGCUCCUCUGCUCGCUCCGAACCCUAACCCUAGCUCCUGCUCCACCGCCGCAGCACCACCAGCUCCAGCAGCGCGCGCCGGUGAGCGGCACCGCCAAGGGCAAGGUGUCGGGUGUCUAUACAUAUAAUGAAAGCCCAGUUCUACUGUGGCCAACGUGUCGCUUUCUCGGCGCCCCGCUCCUCUCGCGCCCCUUCGUCGCGUCCCCGCGUUUGGCGGGGGCUUCGGUGGCCCCCACAGCGGGCGGGCGGCAGCGGCGGUCACAUGUGCGGGACCCCACAGUGGGCGGGCGGCAGCGGCUGGCGUCGGGCGGGCGGCGGGCGCCUACGUGUCGCCUCGCCAGCGCGCGCUGCGCACAUGGCAGGGCCCCCUGGCUCUCUCUCUCUCUCUCUCUUUCCCCGCGCGGGGGGUGCGGGUCGCCCGCAGAUGGCGGGCCCCUCCGCCGCUCCCCCCGUCUCUCUCUCUCCCUCCGUGAGCGGGGGGUGCGGGUCGCCCGCAGCCCUCCUCUCUCCGAUCCGGGCCCCCACCUCCUCCUCUCUCUGAUCCGGGCCUCCCCUGUCGGGUGUUUGUCAGGCCCUACCCUGACCUCCUCCUACGUCCAACGCGGAGGGUCGCGCUUCUCCCCACAGCUCCCGCAAACCUCGGGCCUUUGUCACCCUGCUACGGUAAAAACUCUUUCCUUUUGGCUUUCCCUUAGCAUGAAUUUCAAGGAAAAAAAGAUGGUAUACCCUGGAAUCUGGAAGUCUCUUUUUGGUUCCUGCAGGUUUGCUAUGUCUUCCUGGUUGCAGUUGGCGCUUUGUUGUUCUUCAUAGUUCUGUCCUAUAUCUACUUGCCCUCCUAUUUUCUCGGUCUUUGCCUUCCCCUCUUUUCGCCCAUUGCUAUGAUGACCUUCCCCUAGAAUGCCUGAUGGUUGCGAUAAUUGAAAGGACCCUGGGCCUUCUUGGUUGGUGAUGAGAGUACUUUGUGCAUGCUAUGAUGACUACCUCUUGAAUGUCCACUUUCACCCGUUUCCCUUCCAUGCUAUGCUGAUUGGAACCUUGAAUGUUAGAUGGUUGCGAUGAUUGAGAGAGGCCUACGCUUUCUUGAUUGGUUAUGAGAGGACUUUGGGUGGCUUGCUUCCUAGGCAACCAGUCGUUCUCAUUUCUACUGACCAUAGUUUUGGUGUGCGCAUAGGUUCAAACUCAGAUAGCGGUACUAACCAAGAAGGCUUUGUCGCCAGGCUCAUAAUAUUUGAUGACCGGGGGAGUCUGAGCAGAGUAUAUAUAUUUAUUAC